Messenger RNA from Eremothecium cymbalariae DBVPG#7215, 480 nucleotides. RefSeq names its product superoxide dismutase SOD1 (gene SOD1). Gene Ontology annotation, biological process: removal of superoxide radicals. Lineage: Eukaryota; Fungi; Ascomycota; Saccharomycetes; Saccharomycetales; Saccharomycetaceae. The transcript is spliced from 2 exons. Bases 1 to 480 code for a protein of 159 amino acids. The record is from RefSeq and is a predicted model, not a curated record. Gene Ontology annotation, molecular function: copper ion binding; superoxide dismutase activity.
AUGGUCAAAGCAGGUACGAAUCGUGCAGUUGCAGUAUUGAAAGGUGAUGCAGGGAUUUCUGGUAUUGUUCAUUUGGAACAGGGUUCUGAACAGGAACCAGCCAAGAUUAGCUGGGAAGUGAGUGGGUUCGAACCAGAUUCUGAUCAUGGGUUUCACAUUCAUGAGUUUGGUGACAACACUAACGGUUGCACUUCUGCCGGGCCGCAUUUCAAUCCUUAUAAGAAGACACAUGGUGCACCGGAGGAUGAUGCCAGACAUGUAGGUGAUUUAGGGAAUAUUCGGGCCGAUUCCAACGGAGUAGCCAAGGGUUCGAAGAUGGACCAUUUGGUGAUGUUAUUUGGGCCUACGUCUGUUGUAGGUAGGUCUGUGGUUGUGCACGCAGGUAAGGAUGACUUGGGUAAGGGGGGUAAUGAGGAGUCUUUGAAGACGGGGAAUGCUGGCGCUAGGUCGGCAUGUGGUGUGAUUGGUGUUGCUAAUUGA